Strongylus vulgaris is the source of this 582-nucleotide messenger RNA. NCBI's taxonomy places the organism in Eukaryota, Metazoa, Nematoda, Chromadorea, Rhabditida, Strongylidae. The record is from the annotation of a GenBank genome assembly.
AUAACAGAAGCGCGUGAUAACCGCAAUGACAAUUUCCUUGAAGGAAUUAGAAGAUUCGGAUAUCCCGCUCUCAAUUUUUUACAAGCGCCGCACCCACAUCUUCAGUUGCGCAAUCGCUUCAAUGAUGAAGUGUGGCCGAACCCUCCUCCUCCUAGACCACCAUCGCCGCCGUUAAUGUAUCCGGGUUUGGGAGGAGUACCUCGCCCAGUACUUCGUAAUUACCGGAACAAUGAGGAUUUUGGUGAAAUGCCAUUUCCAAACCACCCGCCCGCAGCAAAUACCGAAGUCGUCAUCAAAUGUCCGGAAUGUCGUCAAAUCACCAAAGUUCCUCCCGAAGGCUUACCCGUUAAUUAUCGCUUGCAAGAGUUGGUAGCACAUGUUGCUGAAGCACCUGAAGUGAGCAGUGUAACUAAGAAUGAUGUCGACAAAAGUCGCCUACCCAAGUGCUUGGUUUGCGAUGAAGUCAUGGCUAAAGGAGUAUAUCUGACUUGCCGUGCAUGCAUUGCUGAGAACGAAGCUGCAGGUUUUUAUAUUUGUAUCAAUAAACUUUCAGCGGCAACUAUGUUCAAUGUGCUGCCUUAG